AUGUCAACAUCCAGAGCUUUAAAUAUUGUCUUUGUGCAUCCAGAUCUCGGAAUAGGUGGUGCAGAACGCCUUGUGGUGGAUGCAGCAGUGGGCUUACAAGAGAGAGGACAUAAGAUAAGUAUAUACACGUCGUACCAUGACCCAACUCAUUGUUUCGAAGAAACUAGAAAUGGCAAGUAUUACCGUUUCUUACUUUUGUGUUUUCCCGGCUCAAAUUACUUAUCAUCACAUGCCUGCAAAUUAUUAGGCUUGCUUAACGUUAAUGUGCGCGGGAACUGGCUUAUACCACGAACUUUCUUUGGUUCAUUUUACAUAAUUUGUGCAAUGCUGCGACAAUUUCAUUUGGCUCUCACUUUACUUUUGUGGGAUAGACCAAAGAUCGAUGUUAUCUUCAUUGACCAGUUGUCGGCUAAUAUUCCGUUAUUGAAAUUUACUGGAGCGAAGAUUUUAUUUUAUUGCCACUUUCCGGACAAAUUGUUGACGGGGCGUGGAUCCAUUUUGAAGAAAUUGUAUAGAAUGCCUGUUGAUAAGUUUGAAGAGAUGACAACUGGUAUGGCGGAUGCUAUAGUAGUUAACAGUAAAUUCACUGCCAAUGUUUUUCGUGACUCGUUUCCAUCGAUAAAACAGCGUCCGGAAGUACUUUAUCCAGGAAUACACUUUACUUCGUAUGAUAAAGCUGUAGACUUGAAUGAUGAGUCAGUGAAAAUCCUAGAGAGAUUCGAGAGAAAAAAGAAUAUAGCAUUAGCUAUCAAUGCUUUUGCUGCAUUACGUGACAAUCAUUUAGUGCCUUCUACGGAAUUUCAAAAUCUGCGAUUAAUAAUAGCCGGAGGCUACGAUUAUCGUGUAAAAGAAAACGUUGAACAUCAUUUAGAACUGGAAAAACUAGCUUCCAGGCUUGGGCUUUCAAAUUUUACCAUAAGCCCCGGUGGUAGAGAAAAAGAUGUUCCACCUUCAGAAGCCCAAAUAAUUUUCCUAUGCUCAUUUUCUGAAGCACAACGUACGUUUCUUCUUUCACGUGCCAUCUGUCUUCUUUAUACCCCAUCAAAUGAGCAUUUCGGCAUUGUCCCCGUGGAAUCAAUGUACGCCAGCCUGCCAGUUAUAGCUGUGAAUAGCGGUGGACCAACAGAGUCUAUCCUAGAUAAGGUCACGGGAUUUUUGUGCGAUCCGACACCUGAAGCUUUCUCACAAUCAAUUGCUAAAUUAUUGUCUGGUAAUGAAUUUGAUUGUAAAGUUAUGGGCGAGCAAGGACGAAAACGCGUGCAAAGUUUAUUCUCGCUGACCGUUUUUAUUGAUACUCUGGAAGAUAUUUUGAGACUAAUGUUGCAAAUAAAAGUUCGACAUAUUAACGAUCUAUUUGGUGUGACAGAGUUGACUGAGCAGUCAACCUUUGAGGAAUUGAAGAGAGCUAUACAGGAACGCACUGGCAUUCCACCUGAGAAGCAAGAAAUAAGAAUUGGCUAUCCACCAUCCGUCGCGUCAAUAAGCGGAACAACGACCAUAUCCGCUGCAGGAAUCAAGAAUGGCGAUGUGGUCAUUUUGAAUGAGAUUUCUGCGAAAAACGAGGCGGCAAAGAUGACUAUUGAACGCGAAAAAAACAAAUCUCGUAAAGAGGUCAUUUCAGUUGCAUCCGAUCAUGGGAUUAUUGCGCUUAGGCAAAUGGAAGACGAUAACUCUUGUCUCUUUCGUGCAAUUGGCAAUUAUGUGCUCGAGAGAUCACCCCAAAUGGCUCAAAGUUUACGACAAAUAAUAAUCGAUCAUGUGCAAACCGAGCCAGAGACAUACCCGGACGUAUUUCUCGAGCGACCACGCGAAGAAUACUGUAAAUGGAUCGCUCAGCCGAACAGUUGGGGCGGUGCCAUUGAGCUCGCGAUAUUUUCAGCACAUUAUAAAGUGGAGAUUCGAAGUGUUGAUGUGAAGACUGGGCGGAUUGAUCGAUAUGAUUAUGAUGCAUUAGCAUUAACUCCAUCAUUGGAAGCCAGUGAAGAAUACGAUCAGACAAUCUUCAAAGCUUCUGAGGAUUAUGUUAUUGGAUCUGCGAUUGCUGUUGCAAGGAAGAUGAAAGAGUUACACAUGUAUACGUAUACCGCUGAUUUCACAUUACUCUGUGGUGAAUGUAAUAAAGGGAUUGUAGGUGAGAAAGAAGCUACUCAACAUGCUCAAGAAACAGGCCACACCAAAUUUACAGAAUACGCGUAA
This is a messenger RNA of Ambispora leptoticha, 2196 nucleotides long. Lineage: Eukaryota; Fungi; Glomeromycota; Glomeromycetes; Archaeosporales; Ambisporaceae. The record is from the annotation of a GenBank genome assembly.